Daldinia loculata is the source of this 5547-nucleotide messenger RNA. RefSeq lists its product as uncharacterized. The transcript has 2 exons. The coding region runs from base 190 to 5340 and encodes 1716 amino acids. The record is from RefSeq and is a predicted model, not a curated record. Gene Ontology annotation, molecular function: DNA-directed DNA polymerase activity; nucleotide binding; DNA binding. Gene Ontology annotation, cellular component: nucleus; zeta DNA polymerase complex. Lineage: Eukaryota; Fungi; Ascomycota; Sordariomycetes; Xylariales; Hypoxylaceae. Gene Ontology annotation, biological process: error-prone translesion synthesis; double-strand break repair via homologous recombination.
CUUAACGCGUCCGCCUCGAUGGGGCUCGCGCUAUUGAAUAUCGGAACAAAGCACCAAAAUCCAUAUCUGGAUUCUAACAACUUUUCUGAUGUAUAACAAAUGAGCUCUGCCUAAGUUUAUACGAGGUGCUUUGGAUUCUCCAAGUAUCCUUAAAUUGCAUUGACGCUAUGACGUACAGCACAAAUCGCCAUGGACGUAUUCCGCGUGCGGUUGAACUGCAUAGACCAUUAUCAAGCUAUCCCUACGAUAUAUGAUCCUCAACUUCGCAAUGAUGUCCAUCCAUCCCAAUUGAACAAGGAACCCAGAGUUCCGGUUAUUAGAGUUUUUGGGUCGACAGAAACAGGCCAGAAAGUGUGUGCGCAUAUCCAUGGCGCAUUUCCGUACUUAUACAUCGAGUAUAAUGGGAGUUUGCUCCCCGAUGAUGUGGGUGCUUAUAUAUAUCGCCUUCACCUCUCUAUUGAUCACGCCUUGGCUGUGAGUUACCGUCGUAAUGUUCAUGAUGGAAAGAGCAAAUAUGUGGCGAGGAUAACCCUCGUCAAGGGAAUCCCGUUUUACGGGUUCCACGUCGGCUAUCGAUUCUAUCUUAAAAUCUAUAUGCUUAACCCCCAGGUUAUGACCCGACUUAUCGAGCUACUUCAACAGGGAGUCAUUAUGAAGCGGAAGUUUCAGCCUUUUGAAGCACACUUGCAAUAUCUAUUGCAAUUCAUGACCGACUAUAACCUCUAUGGGUGCGGAUACAUAGAAUCUCAAAAGGUCUGUUUCAGGGCUCCUGUGCCCAAAUAUGAAAAUGACUUAGAACUACCUCAUCUAUGGCAUAGCCAGUCAGUCUCGAGGAAGUGCAUCACCGAGGAUCCGGAUCUUCCUCGUGCUAGCCAUUGCUCGAUCGAAGUCGACAUAUGUGUUCAGGAUAUCCUCAACCGGCAUGAAAUCAAGGAGAGGCAGCUUCAUCACGAUUUCGUCGAGAGGAAGUACCCCCUAUCUCCCGAUCUAAAACUUGUCCACAGCAUGGCGGGACUAUGGAAAGAUGAGACGAAGCGUCGUAAAAGAAAAAUGCUCGGUCGAACACCAGGAAACAGCCCGUUCCCUCCGGAGGCUUUGGUUUCUAUGUCUGCAGACCCACGCAAUUCACAGCCUUCGGGGUGGGUUCAUGAGGAAGAAUUCAGAGAUCAGAUCCAGGGGCUAAUACAGCAAGAAUACGAGCAGAGCAAUGGUGGAGAGGUUACUUUCGAUACCUUCGUAAAGGACAUACCUUUGGGGUCUACUGUCAAAACUUUACUGCAAUCUGUUGAGGAUCUUUAUCCCGAUAAUCUGGAAUCUAUGCUUGGUAUAACAAGCCAACGGUUUGAAAACGAUCAGAAUCCUACUAGCAGUAUCAUUGUGGAUGACAAGCGUAUCCUUGAUUUUGGACUGAAUGAGGACGGUGUAUUCCAAGAUGAUUUAGACGAGGAAUCAUCCUAUGGUCUAAACCCAUUAAAGAACAAGGGCCCUAAUACUAAGAAAUUAGGCGAAAGGAAUUCAGCAGGAACAAACAGAUUACCACCUAAGGAUACCGACAAAAGUGGUUCGUAUACCCAAUCUGACGCACUCAAGCCAACAAGCUCGAGUAUCGACUCAGAAAAGGAGAAUCGUCCUGAACUACUUAUCAAUGGAGUGUACGUCAGUUGUUUGCGUGCUAAGAAUCGACGACGCAUCCCGGUCCCGGAGGUUCUGCUGGAUAUUGCAAAGGAGCAAGGAAUAGUGAGCAAAGCGCCUCAGGAUAUACAACAUACUCUGCCCAAAAGGACCGCAAAGCGUGCACACUCACCGUUUCAUGGAGAAAAGGAAGCAAAGCACCGUCGCGUAGGGCCUGCUUCCACUCUAAAUGUGGAUAAAACAAGCAUUACGGAGAAACCGACGGCGAAUCUAAGAGAGCCGAACGGACGGGAGGCCCAGGUAACAUCUACGCAGGUCGUGCAAUCGAGAUUAAAGAAAAAUCCUAAAGGAUCCGGAAACCAUACGCUCAACUUUCCAGUCGUCAAGAACCCCAACGACCCGAGCACUAGAUUGCGACUAAGCCAACAAACAAGCUCUCAGAAAAGUGACAAUGGCGAACUCGAGAAGCACGUCAGAUUCAGCUCAUGGACCCCGACAGACGAUGCUGCCCAAAACUCGAUUUUGCACACGGACAAAUCGGAGUCUGAUAGUUCCGCGCUAGAGAGUACGAAGGGAAGGGAUUCCGGAAAACUUAUCGAUGUUGGGUGUAUCCCUCGGCCUCGAGCACAAUUCUUCAUCUAUGGUCAACCUCCACCCUCAGCGGAAGAGAUUUUGUCUACCAUGCAUUCUUUAGAUCGUCCUAGCGUCAUAUAUCAAGAUGCAUUCUACAGCAACGAGAAAGAUGUCCCGCAAAGAGUUCGGGAAUAUGCUGGCCAGGAAUUUCGCCUCGAAGGCAAUACCUUGCCAUAUCUUCCAGAUUUUGACCCAACAGGAGAAUCUCCGGCCAAUUUUGGCGUGAAAUCGGAGAUGUCUAUUGAUACCGAGAGGGAUGACCAGAUUUAUAAGAAACUACGUCAGGAAUGUUCACUAAGGAGCUGGGAAAUCGCGGAGCUGCCACCUAGUUUUGACGAAGUACGGACUUGGUGGACGGAAACCCAGGAGAUAGCAAGCAAUUCUCAAGAGCCCGUAAUAAAGCUUCGCGACCCUGAGCUCAAGCCAUAUCUAUCACAGAUUGACGGACCUACCCCUAGGAAUAAGCAUAACUUUAAGUAUUCCCAGAAAAAGAAGUCUACAAGUGUCCAGCAUGAAGCUCAAUACAUGAGUACGAUGAGCUUGGAGGUACACGUCAACACCAGGGGUAAGCUUUUUCCAAAUCCGGAAGAGGACGAGAUUCAAUGUAUUUUCUGGUGCUCUAAGUCAGAUGAGAACUUCGCUACUGGUGAUAAUGCAUCACAGUCGAUACAAUCAGGCAUUGUUGUUCUCUCCGAGGACGGGUCUCUAGCACGAAGAAUGCAGAAGCAGAGUCCAAUUCUAACUGAGAUCAUCGAAGAAUCAUCGGAACUCGACUUAAUGGUGAGAAUGGUCGAGAUCGUUAGGACGCAUGACCCCGAUAUCCUUACUGGGUAUGAAGUUCACGGUAGCUCGUGGGGAUAUUUAAUCGAGAGAGCAAGAUUUAAAUAUGACUAUAAUCUGUGCGACGAAUUCUCGCGGAUGAAGAACCAGUCAUUCGGGCGAUUUGGAAAGGAAGCAGAUCGAUGGGGCUUCAACACUACUUCGACUAUUCGAGUUACGGGUAGACAUAUGGUUAACAUCUGGCGUGCCAUGAGAUCGGAACUCAAUCUCCUUCAGUACACAAUGGAAAAUGUUGUGUGGCACUUGCUACAUCGACGGAUUCCGCAUUAUCCCUGGCAGACCUUAACGGAAUGGUAUGUCGGAGGGAGGCAUCAUGGCCUAAGCAAGCUCCUUCGAUACUACCUAAGCCGAACGAAGCUCGACAUAGAGAUCCUCGAAGCGAACGAGCUCAUCCCUCGUACAAGUGAACAAGCACGACUCCUAGGUGUAGACUUCUUUUCCGUUUUCUCUCGAGGUUCCCAAUUCAAAGUAGAGUCGAUCAUGUUCAGAAUUGCUAAACCGGAAAACUUUAUAUUAGUUUCACCCGAUAGAAAACAGGUUGGGGGUCAGAAUGCUCUUGAGUGUCUUCCUCUUGUCAUGGAACCUCAAAGUGCAUUCUACAAUAGCCCAUUAAUUGUCCUCGACUUUCAGAGUCUAUACCCUAGUGUCAUGAUCGCAUACAAUUACUGCUACUCAACUUUCCUCGGUCGUAUUGUCAACUGGCGCGGUACGAACAAGAUGGGGUUUACGGAUUAUCGGCGGCAACAGAGGCUCUUGGAACUGCUUAAAGAUCACAUCAACAUAUCGCCCAACGGCAUGAUGUACUGCAAGGCAGAAGUCAGAAAGUCCUUAUUGGCAAAGAUGUUGACAGAAAUCCUAGAAACACGAGUGAUGGUGAAGAGCGGUAUGAAGCAGGAUAAAGACGACAAGACGCUGCAGAAGCUCCUCAACAAUAGGCAACUUGCUCUAAAGUUACUUGCAAACGUCACAUAUGGAUAUACGUCAGCCUCGUUCUCAGGUCGCAUGCCGUGCUCCGAAAUCGCAGAUAGCAUCGUGCAGACUGGGCGUGAAACUCUCGAGAGAGCAAUAGCCCUAAUACAUUCGGUGGAAAAGUGGAAAGCAGAAGUCGUCUACGGCGAUACUGACAGCUUAUUCAUCUACCUACCCGGUAGGACUAAAGACGAAGCGUUCGACAUUGGCAACGAGAUUUCUAAGGCGGUUACGGACAUGAAUCCCCGGCCGAUCAAGCUUAAGUUCGAGAAAGUCUACCACCCAUGUGUCUUGCUUGCAAAGAAGCGCUACGUCGGCUACAAGUACGAGAGCAAAGACCAGGUCAAGCCCGACUUUGACGCGAAGGGUAUCGAGACGGUUAGGAGAGACGGGACACCUGCCGAACAGAUGAUAGAGGAAAAGGCGCUCAAGAUCCUCUUCGAGACAGCCGACCUGAGUCAAGUCAAAUCCUAUUUCCAGAAACAAUGCGAAAAGAUCAUGCGCGGAGCUGUGUCGAUGCAAGACUUCUGCUUUGCAAGGGAGGUUAAGUUGGGAACUUAUAGCGACAAGGGAGCACCCCCACCAGGCGCCUUGAUCAGCACGAGAAAGAUGCUUGAAGAUGCGAGAGCGGAGCCUCAGUACGGCGAGCGGGUUCCUUACGUUGUCAUUUCGGGAGCCCCUGGAGCACGUCUCAUCGACCGCUGCGUGGCACCUGAGGAACUACUUACUAGCCCGCAUCUUCAUCUAGACUCAGAAUACUACAUCUCAAAGAACUUGAUCCCGCCGCUCGAGCGCAUCUUCAACCUCGUCGGGGCCAACGUACGGCAGUGGUACGACGAAAUGCCCAAAGUACAACGGAUCCGACGCGUAGAUCCGACUACCUACGGUAACGGGAAGAACCCGUUCGCCAAGAAGACGCUAGAAUCAUACAUGAAGGCGGCAGCCUGUCUGGUCUGCGGCUCAAAGGUUAAAACCGAGGGCUACUCGGUGUGCACGAGAUGUCGGCGCAACGCGCCGGCCUCGCUCCUCAAGUUGCAGACGCAGCUUAAUCGCGAAGAGACGAAGUUAACGGAGGUAACGAAGAUAUGCCAGAGCUGCGCGGGGCUUACGCCGCUGGACAGCGUGCCCUGCGAUAGUAAGGACUGUCCUGUGUUUUAUACGCGAAUGAAGCAGGUCGCGCGGUAUAUGGCGGAGAAGAGUGUUAUAGAGCCGGCUGUGAAGCAGCUUCUGGAGGGCGAGGUUGGGGUGGAGGAGUUGGAUUGGUAGAGGUUGGCGUUUUAGCAUAAGGGGGUACGAUGACAGUCCUUGAGGUAAAACGUUGACUUUAUAGAACAUAGGAGGUAACUAAGGUCUCUUAUGAAAGGUACCUAAUUUUUGAAUGCGAGAUGAAUUCAUGCAGUAUCAAUAAUAAUAUUUACCUGGAAUCUACCUGGUAUCUACUUAUAUAUAGUAAUUAUUAUUAUAAUUAAUAGA